ACACAUCCAUCCGUCCAAAACUUCCCCAAAAAUAUUUUAAACAAUUUUCAUUCCACUCCUAGCAGCGUCGUACGCAUCGAACUCGUGGCCUUCCGAUGCCGACAGUGAGGCGGUAUUGCUCUCAGCAGCCGGCGGGUGCCUCCAUCAGAGGGUGUCUGUUGUUGCCUCCCCCGAUGGCGAGUCCUCCCCCGUCGUCGAACUCCCCCACUCCGUCGACUAACUCCACCUCUCCUCCACCGGCGUCUCCCAAGGGGAGGUUGCCGCCGUGGAAGCUGGCGCUGAUAGUGGGGAUUGGGAUUGGGGGGCUCAUUGUCUUGGUUGGGGUGUGCAUAUUCGUGAUUUUUUAUCGAAGGAAGAGGAGGCGGCUUGAGUUGGGGAGCAACCCUCCACAGAGGCCUAACGGCAUGGAAUCAGGCUUUUCACAGAACAAGUUCACGUACAAAGAGAUAAAGAUUGCAACAGAUGAUUUCUCCAAUCUCAACUUACUUGGCCAAGGUGGUUUUGGCCACGUUCAUAGAGGAGUGCUUUCGUGCGGGAAAGUAGUUGCAAUCAAACAGUUAAAAGCUGGAAGCAGACAAGGGGAGAGGGAAUUUCAAGCAGAGAUCGAGAUCAUCAGUCGCAUCCAUCACAGACACCUUGUUUCUCUCGUUGGUUACUGCAUUUCUGGUGCGCAUAGAAUUCUAGUAUACGAGUUUGUUCCAAAUAGCACGUUGGAAUUUCAUUUGCACGGAAAGGAUCAACCAACUAUGACUUGGCCUAUAAGGAUGAAAAUUGCUUUAGGUUCUGCAAAAGGGUUGGCGUAUCUGCAUGAGGAAUGUAAUCCCAGAAUCAUUCACCGUGACAUCAAGGCUGCUAAUAUUCUUUUGGAAUCCAAUUUUGAGGUAAAGGUUGCAGAUUUUGGACUUGCAAAGUUUGCUUCUGAUGCAGAUACUCAUGUUUCUACUCGAGUAAUGGGAACUUUUGGCUACCUGGCUCCAGACUAUGCCACUAGUGGGAAUCUCACUGAGAAAGCAGAUGUUUUUUCUUUUGGUGUUGUGCUUCUAGAGUUGAUAAAAGGGCGUCGUCCGGUUGACAUAACUCUACCCAGUGAUGAGCAUAGCUUGGUUGAUUGGGCAAGGCCUUUGCUCACACAAGCUUUAGAAGAUGGCAAUUUUGAUGUCAUAGUUGAUCCAAAACUAAACAAGGACUACGUUACCGAGGAAAUGACUCGGAUGAUUGCUUGUGCUGCUGCUUGCGUUCAUCAUUUUGCACGACAACGUCCACGAAUGACACAGGUAGUUCGAGCAUUGGAAGGAAACCUUUCUCUGAAUGAUUUAAAUGAGGGAAUUAUGUUAGGACCUACCAGAGUAUCUAGUCGUUGUCAAAGCUCAGAUCAUGACACCAGCGAAGACCAGGAGGAUUCAAAGAAAUUCGGGAUGAUGGCCCUGGAAACCCAAGAACAAGCCACAAGUGAGUUCCAUGCGCUUUGACGUGAGGCCACAUGUUAGCAUUUGUUAUUUGUAUAUAGAAAUGGAUUAGAUUUGGGAAAGGCAAAAACCACAUCAGACUUCGUUAUGUCUAUGUUGUUGAUUUAAGUAGUAUAGUUUGACGUAUUCUAAUAACAGUCGUCGCUGGUUCGGUUAUGUGCAAGAUUGAAACUCCAAAAAUUUCAAAGCAGGAGGGAUGUUUCUCGUGAUUGAAACUA
Eucalyptus grandis is the source of this 1684-nucleotide messenger RNA. Its product is annotated as proline-rich receptor-like protein kinase PERK15. NCBI's taxonomy places the organism in Eukaryota, Viridiplantae, Streptophyta, Magnoliopsida, Myrtales, Myrtaceae. Gene Ontology annotation, molecular function: protein kinase activity; ATP binding. The record is from RefSeq and is a predicted model, not a curated record. Bases 96 to 1469 code for a protein of 457 amino acids. Gene Ontology annotation, biological process: protein phosphorylation. The transcript has 8 exons.